AUGCUUAAUAACUUGAGAGAUAGUUAGUAAAACAAGUAGGUUUUAGUAAUUAUUUAGUUACUAAAGUUAACUCGAAAAUUCAUUAAGCAAUUAAGUUUAAUAAGCCUUCUAAUCAACUGUUUAGUUUCGAGUAAUCUCUUUUCUGCUUUAUUUCUUGAUGGUAUUGAUUGUGAUAACUUUGCUUAUUUCUAUUGUUGUUGCCAAUAAAUAUAGACAAUCCUAAUAAUUGCUUUUAGUGGGAAUUUUGAUGAUUCCAUUGUUAAUUGUUCUCUUUGGAUGUACAUUGUACGUCCAACUUUAAUUUUCUGAUGCAAAGGAAAGAUUGAAAAAAGUACCCCAAGAGAAGUAGUUGAAUAGAUGGAUGUACCAAUCAUCAAUCACUUUUUUCUUUUUCUAUACGAACUAAUCUUAGUUUACUGCGAUAAGAUUGACUUACUUAUAUAUUGUGUUUGCUAUCUUUAUACUCAUUCGCAACGUGUCACUUUUAUCAAAAGAUGAAUACAGUGACGAUGAGGAUUAUAAGGAUCUAGAUGAAACUAAUAACAAUGAUAGAAUUAAUUACUAAACUAAACCAGAAAUUAGAGGAAACUUGUUACUCUCUUUAAUUAUCUUCUGUUCAGUUUUGGCUUUCCUUUUCUUUAUUUACGAAGCCUUGAAAAUCGUAUUGACAAUCUAUUUGAAAUGCAGAAAUCGUUCAGUACUUCAAUAUUAAUACACUGAUGUCAAUCUAAGUAAUUUUCAAUUUAAUCAAUUGAUAUUUUUAGAGUUAUCAGAUGGAGCAAAGCAUUUUGUGGACUCUUUCUUGUGAACCAUAUUGGGAAAAUGAUGAUCUUGUGCACUAUAUUUAUUACUCCCAAUUCUUCCUCAUAUGUCCUUAUCGGAUCUAAUAUUUAUUACCAUUUCUUUAUGGCAACUCUAGUAAAUGCCUUAUUCAAUGAGAUCUCUUCAAGUAUACAAUAUUGCCCAUCAUUUAUUUAGUCCAAAGACCUCCUCAGAAUGACAGUUCUCUAUUCAUCAACCAUCAAGUGCUAAUAGAUUCAAAAUUAAGAAGUAUGCAAACCAAGAAAGCAUUUUAACUGUUAUUAAUUACAUCCUUCAUUUUUACAAUAGUGGGUACCUGCAUGUUUAGAAUAUAAAUCGAUACAUUUAAUGGAAUCCUCAAUUUUGACAUUUUCAUACUUUAUGAUUGUUCCAUAGUUUAAUUAAUAUUGUUAGGUUUGGCCAUUAUGAAAUACUUGGUCAUUCCCUAAUUUAAUAGGGAAAAUGUCCGNGUAUAUCACACACAUAUAUAUAUAUAUAAGUUCCUGUUUAUAAAUAGAGCAAAACUCUUAAUUAAUUAUUUCACAAUCUUGUAAUUUAAUUACUAAAAAAUAAAAUGCUUAAUAACUUGAGAGAUAGUUAGUAAAACAAGUAGGUUUUAGUAAUUAUUUAGUUACUAAAGUUAACUCGAAAAUUCAUUAAGCAAUUAAGUUUAAUAAGCCUUCUAAUCAACUGUUUAGUUUCGAGUAAUCUCUUUUCUGCUUUAUUUCUUGAUGGUAUUGAUUGUGAUAACUUUGCUUAUUUCUAUUGUUGUUGCCAAUAAAUAUAGACAAUCCUAAUAAUUGCUUUUAGUGGGAAUUUUGAUGAUUCCAUUGUUAAUUGUUCUCUUUGGAUGUACAUUGUACGUCCAACUUUAAUUUUCUGAUGCAAAGGAAAGAUUGAAAAAAGUACCCCAAGAGAAGUAGUUGAAUAGAUGGAUGUACCAAUCAUCAAUCACUUUUUUCUUUUUCUAUACGAACUAAUCUUAGUUUACUGCGAUAAGAUUGACUUACUUAUAUAUUGUGUUUGCUAUCUUUAUACUCAUUCGCAACGUGUCACUUUUAUCAAAAGAUGAAUACAGUGACGAUGAGGAUUAUAAGGAUCUAGAUGAAACUAAUAACAAUGAUAGAAUUAAUUACUAAACUAAACCAGAAAUUAGAGGAAACUUGUUACUCUCUUUAAUUAUCUUCUGUUCAGUUUUGGCUUUCCUUUUCUUUAUUUACGAAGCCUUGAAAAUCGUAUUGACAAUCUAUUUGAAAUGCAGAAAUCGUUCAGUACUUCAAUAUUAAUACACUGAUGUCAAUCUAAGUAAUUUUCAAUUUAAUCAAUUGAUAUUUUUAGAGUUAUCAGAUGGAGCAAAGCAUUUUGUGGACUCUUUCUUGUGAACCAUAUUGGGAAAAUGAUGAUCUUGUGCACUAUAUUUAUUACUCCCAAUUCUUCCUCAUAUGUCCUUAUCGGAUCUAAUAUUUAUUACCAUUUCUUUAUGGCAACUCUAGUAAAUGCCUUAUUCAAUGAGAUCUCUUCAAGUAUACAAUAUUGCCCAUCAUUUAUUUAGUCCAAAGACCUCCUCAGAAUGACAGUUCUCUAUUCAUCAACCAUCAAGUGCUAAUAGAUUCAAAAUUAAGAAGUAUGCAAACCAAGAAAGCAUUUUAACUGUUAUUAAUUACAUCCUUCAUUUUUACAAUAGUGGGUACCUGCAUGUUUAGAAUAUAAAUCGAUACAUUUAAUGGAAUCCUCAAUUUUGACAUUUUCAUACUUUAUGAUUGUUCCAUAGUUUAAUUAAUAUUGUUAGGUUUGGCCAUUAUGAAAUACUUGGUCAUUCCCUAAUUUAAUAGGGAAAAUGUCCGUAUUGUACAGUAGCAACAGGCAUAGGCUAUUGAAGAUCAGUAAUUGCAAACGAUUGAGAAUUAACAAGUACGAUUGUCCACAGAGUAGGCAUAAUUGGACAUGAUUCUUAGAUCGUAGAAUGAUGAGAUCUAUGAGAAUACUAGAAAUAGGCCUCCAUUCAAGAAAGUGAAAAAUCUUGAUUUCGUAAUUUAAAAUGAAAAUGAGAAAUGCGAUUGCAUCAUUUGUUUGCAACCAAUGGUACUUAGUUCAGAUGAUCCUCUACUAUAAUUAAAUUGUCAUAGCACUCACAUCUUUCACAAGAAAUGUAUUACAGAUUGGCUUGUCUAAAAUAAAAAAUGUCCAUUAUGUAAUACUCAAAUUUUAUGA
Molecule: messenger RNA, 3012 nt
Organism: Paramecium octaurelia
Lineage: Eukaryota; Ciliophora; Oligohymenophorea; Peniculida; Parameciidae
Source: the annotation of a GenBank genome assembly